AAGCGUGAAAACGCACCCGCAUUGCAGGUCCCCCAAUCUCUCGCUCUAUCUCUCUCUCAUACUUUUCUUGCAUGCUAAGCUCUCCUUCGGGACUAAUAUAAAAGACCAAACCCACUAACAAAAUUCGGUCCACGGCUCGCCGGAAAAAAGCAUGGCCUGCAAAACAAGCUGUCUCGUUGUCGAAGAUGCUCGCGUGCCGGUUCGAGCCACCUAUGUAAAUCUGUACAAGUGGCCUGAAUCUGACGCCGAGUUUGUCAGGUCUGUGAGCUUCAACGGCCGGCGUGACGGCGAAGGAGGCGGCCACCCUAGGGUGGUGGAUAGUAUUUCAUGCAGGCAGUUGUAUUUGAGGAGCUACACGUUUUCGAGGAAGGAGAGUGUGCCUGAGAAGACUAAGAAGUGUUUUGGUAGAGUUAGACAGAGAGUGGUGGUUCAUACAAGAAAGAGAAAGUCUCCUCCUUCUAAAACUGCUGGUGGUGGUGCUGGUGGUGGUGGAAGGAAGUGUGUGGUGAUUGGGAGAGUGAAGGAGGUGUCUUGUGCCACCUUUUCGUCGGUGUUUCGUCGGUUGCUUUCUUGCACCACCAAGGUUGAUGUGGUUGGUUGAUCAAUCGUCAAGACUUUCGAAUUUUAAUUUUGCUUAUUUUCUUUCUUUUUCUUUUUUUUAACUUUUUAUUUAUCACAAUCAAUGUGUUUACUUAAGUGUUUUGUGUCUUUCUCUGUUUGAAAUCUCUUUAACUUUUUAUGGUCUUUGUAAAGUUCUAUAUAAAUGAUGAAUUUGCAAUAAUUUUGGUCCUGCUA
Messenger RNA from Camellia sinensis, 795 nucleotides. RefSeq lists its product as uncharacterized. The record is from RefSeq and is a predicted model, not a curated record. NCBI's taxonomy places the organism in Eukaryota, Viridiplantae, Streptophyta, Magnoliopsida, Ericales, Theaceae.